Messenger RNA from Neoarius graeffei (lesser salmon catfish), 1221 nucleotides. It is a transcript of the gene atp6v1c2, whose product is annotated as ATPase H+ transporting V1 subunit C2. Gene Ontology annotation, biological process: proton transmembrane transport. Gene Ontology annotation, cellular component: lysosomal membrane; vacuolar proton-transporting V-type ATPase, V1 domain. The coding region runs from base 1 to 1221 and encodes 406 amino acids. The record is from RefSeq and is a predicted model, not a curated record. Gene Ontology annotation, molecular function: proton-transporting ATPase activity, rotational mechanism. Lineage: Eukaryota; Metazoa; Chordata; Actinopteri; Siluriformes; Ariidae. The transcript has 13 exons.
AUGGCGGAGUUCUGGCUGAUUUCAGUUCCCCUGGACAAAGUCAGUUCACAAUCUUUGGAAAAGCUUAAACGGGCUACAGUCAAAGCCAGCCUGGGAAGCUACUUCAGAUUCCACAUCCCCGAGCUGAAGGUAGGCACACUGGAUGUGUUGCUUAGUGUUUCUGAUGACCUCUCCAGACUGGACUCCUACGCAGAAGGCGUAAUGCGAAAAACAGCUCAGUGUAUGACGGAGCUCAUGGAACAGUCCAGUGACAAGGUCAUGGAGAAUGUUCUGGCAAAUGGAGAGCAAAAGGCACAUCGUAAAGUUCCUCAGUCGCCACUGAAAAUGUAUUUCCAAGCUUUGCGGGGUAUUGAUAUUUCAGUGGAUCUGACUACAUACAUGACGAAGUUCCAGUGGGACAGAGCCAAAUAUCCCAUCGCCCUGCCGCUUAAACCACUCACUGAUCUUAUCUUCAAGCAAGUGGCCCAGGUCGAGACGGAGCUGAAGUCUCGUAAUGCUGCGUACAGUGAUGUGAAACUCAGUCUGCAAGCACUUGAGCAACAAAGAGAGGGAUGUCUGCACACCAGAUCUUUGACUGGCAUCGUGAAAAAGGAGGACUUGGUUCUCAACUCAGAGUAUCUCACCACUUUACUGGUUGUGGUGCCCAGGAUGUGUAUUAGGCAGUGGGAAAACACCUAUGAAUCCAUGUCAGAGUUUGUGGUUCCUCGCUCCAGCAGGAAGUUGCUGGAGGAAGAGGACGCUGGGAUUUUCACAGUGACACUAUUCAAGAAUGCUGUCAAAGAAUUCAAAGCCAAUGCCAAAAAGCACAAAUUCACAGUGCGAGACUUCAACUUAGAGGAAGCCGAAUGGCAACAAAAGGAGAUGAGCCGCCUCAGCAUUGAUAAGAAAGAACAGUAUGGAAUAUUUGUGCGCUGGCUGAAGGUGAAUUUUAAUGAAAUAUUUGUGGCCUGGAUCCACAUUAAGGCCCUCAGAGUGUUUGUUGAGUCAGUCCUCAGGUAUGGCCUGCCAGUCAGUUUCCAGGCUCUCCUGCUUCAGCCACAGAAGAAGCAGGUAAAACGGCUACGAGACGAGCUCAACUCCGUAUUCACACACCUGGACCCCAUGGCUGUGGCUGGAAAACAGGAUGUGGGACAUGAUAUUGCAGAGGUGAACAUCGGACAGCAGGAAUACUAUUCCUACAUCUAUUACCCAAUCAGCAUUAACAUAGUGGACUCCAGCUAG